AUGGCUGAUCGGUCAAGUCGUCGGCAACUUUCACCCUCGACACCGUCACCGAUACCACCGUCACCGAUUCCACCAUCGGUGCAUUCGCAAGCGUCAUCCGUUUGCGGAUCUUUGCGUGGAUCGUUUCGUGAUUUGCGUGAAAGUUUACGCGAACUUCGGUUACCGCGUUUAUUCGCGGUAACGAAAGAGAAGUCGGCAUCGGCGUUCAGCAUUGCACUGGAGAUGACUCGAUCGUCAAAUUCAUCGUCACAAAUGGAUGGGAAUAUGAGUAGGAAGCGUCAGUAUGCUUCUACUGGAAACAUUCCUAGGAAAGGGCGCCGUAAAGCCGUUGUUAAUUGGCAUAAUUACACACCGCACAAUCUAAAUAAACAAUUUCACUUAGGCAAGUCUAUUUUUGAACCUUUAUUUUAUGACAGACUUUAA
Messenger RNA from Enterobius vermicularis (human pinworm), 423 nucleotides. Lineage: Eukaryota; Metazoa; Nematoda; Chromadorea; Rhabditida; Oxyuridae. The record is from the annotation of a GenBank genome assembly.